This is a messenger RNA of Penicillium roqueforti, 849 nucleotides long. RefSeq names its product DUF218 domain protein. The transcript is spliced from 4 exons. The record is from RefSeq and is a predicted model, not a curated record. Bases 1 to 849 code for a protein of 282 amino acids. Gene Ontology annotation, cellular component: cytoplasm. Lineage: Eukaryota; Fungi; Ascomycota; Eurotiomycetes; Eurotiales; Aspergillaceae.
AUGACCGCAAAUCCAGAUGCCAACUUUGCUAUAUGCAACCACCUUAUCAUUGUCUGCUGCCAUGCUAUUUACACCGGAGGCCCAAAGCUUGGGGCCUCAGAGAGCGAGUGGCUUAUUGAGCCCUUCCAGAAGGGAGAAACACCCACAUUCAUCGAUCAUGUCAAAGCUGGAUUGAAAGCUCUAGCAGAAGACUCUCAUGGCUUGCUUCUAUUUUCCGGAGGGCCUACCAAGAAGCCUAGAACAGAGCUCAGUGAAGGUCAAUCCUACCUGAACUUGGCCAAGGAUAACGAUUACUUCCGAGACAUGUCCACUAUCUCCACAAUUGACCCAUCAAGAAUCAUCGCAGAAACCAACGCCACGGAUUCAUAUCAAAAUCUUUUGUUCUCUCUAAUACAGUUCCGGAUACACACGGGCAUUUAUCCACAGAGAGUCACAGUCGUGACUCACGAGUUUAAACGCGCUCGAUUCAUGCAGUGCCACUUCCCAGCUGUGGGACUGAUUCCUGUUGGCCCGGAACAAAAAGACUAUAUGCACAAAGUUGCUGUGAUAGGUAUCAAUCCACCAGUGGAAGUUACUCCACUAGAGACUUUAACUCGGGGCGAGGCUAUGAAUGGGAUCGGGCUUUGGAGAGAAGAUCUUUACGGAGUGAACGGGGAUCUAGUAGGGAAAAGGGCGAGACGAGGCUGGUCCCCUGGAAUAGAAAACGAUAUAUUCUCUCAUCUGGGACUGGAAAAUGUGGUGUCACAUCUAAUCCGCUAUGAUGGGCAUGACCAUUGUAAUAAUUGGUUCCCGAAGCGAGAGAGCCUGCCUUGGUCUUAUACUAAACAUGAUACAACCAAGGGGCCUUGA